AGCACAACAAGUGCGCGCAAUCAGUUCCGGUCCAGCCAGUAUCUUCUGGGUUCUUAGAGAGUCAAUCCCAAUAUUCCCAAGCCAAUUCUCCAUCUCUGUAGUGUGUAGUGCUGUUGUGUGAAAGUGAAAGUUUUGUGCGUGCGUGUGAGUGUUAAUAGCCAAUGCUGAGAUAAAGGCAAUAAGCUGGUAGGACAUCUGCUGGCCACAUCAUAUGCUUUUCGGCUGCGAUUGCGCGUGAAUAAAAUUAAUUCGUUUCGAGAGCUGCGCGCGUCUUAUCGUUGCUGUCGAUUUAAAAUGUAACUAAGUCGAUUACAUUAUUUUUGUGCUCUAAUUCGUGGCGAGUAUUAUAUGAGAAAUUGGUGCCAAGACAGUUGUCAUAGCGACACGAGCCACCGAUUUUUCCUAGUGCAUCAACUUGUUAGGAUAAUCGCCAAACUGAUUGCAAAGGAAUUCAAUUGAGAAUUGCAUUUUAUAUUGAGACCCUUUCCACAAUUGCAAUAUGCAUAGCUAUUGGAUAAUCGUUUUAUUCUUAGGAUUACUAGGAACUAAGCCAACAAAUGGACAAUCGGAUCUGGAAGUACAAUUGGUAGUGCCCCGAUAUGUGGAACGGGGAUCAAGCGCCACAUUUAAGUGCAGACACAACGUGCAACCGGAAAUACUCUUUAAGGUCACAUGGCUGAAGGUUGACAAGGGGAAAUUUUUUGAGUUUAUAAAUGGACGCAAUCCGCCAUUUCGUAAUUCCACCAUUGAGGGGGCUGAGAUUGAUUGGGAGAACUCCAACGAGCAGCAGGUGACACUGAAGGAUGUACAAUUCGAUUUGUCCGGCCAAUUCUAUUGUGAAGUCUCAACGGAUACGCCCAUUUUUACCAAGGCCAGCGCCGAUGAGCUAAUGAGCGUUUUCUUGCCACAAACGGGUCCGCCCACCAUUAAAUUCCGUAAACGUACCCCAUUCGCGGUCGGCGAAAAAUUGUUUGCUUUGUGCAACACAACGCGAGGACGACCCGCGCCGCAUAUCACGUGGCUAAUCAAUGGGAAAAAGGUGGAGGAGAAAUACGUGCGCACCCAUCAUGUGUAUUCGUUCAAUGGCAAGCAUCAGCGUCGUACACAGCAGCAACAGCAGACAAAUCAGCUGAGUCAGCUGCAGCCGCAGUACUAUCAACAGCCGUACUACAAUCAGUAUCAGCCGCAAUAUCACGUCCCCCACUUUAUGGACCGCUAUGACAAAAGCCUACGUUGGCCAGCCGGAGCACGUGGUGAUGAUUUGUCGCACUUUACGCCGCAUCACCACGACGGACAUGGCAGCCAUCAUGGUGGCAGUAUUUACAAUAAUCCAUUCAGCUCGCUCACCAACUACCACGAUGUGGGUGAAAUACAUGAGAUACAUCAGCGCAACUACGACCUUAACAAGAAGAAAAUGGAAAUAAAAAAGCAACAGCAAAUGGAAAUGAAGAAGCACAGGAACACAAAUCGCAAAUAUCGUCGUCAUAUAAACGAGAAUGCCCUGGGCAUUAUACGCAGCACACUGAAUAGUGGCGGGUUUGGACCACAGGCUCCCAACUUGAACAAGGAAUUGGGCAUACCAUCAAAUGCUGGGCCCAUGAAUCAGUUGGCCGCUGGCUAUCAGCGUCCGCUAUCACAUCCGGGCGGUGGCAGUGGCGUGGCAGCAGCUGCAGCAGCCGUUACGGCUGCCCAACAGGAGAAGGGCAUGUUUAGUAUUAGUCAGCUAAAUGUGGAGCUAACGGAGCAGCAUGUGGGCAGCAAUGGGCGCAUGGAGAUCACCUGCCUCUCAACGAUACCUGCCACCGUGGGACAGGGAGAGCAGUACGCUGACUACAAAACUUAUUCGGUGAAAGUUGAGGUUGAGCGACAGAUGACGUCCUCCACGUCGACGGCGCCGCCCAGCAUUGGUAUGGCAGCUCUGGGCAAUGGCAAUGGCCAUGGAAACGAGACAUCGGCUGGCUGGAGUGCACGUGGUGCCGUAUUCACUUAUCUAUGGUCCCUGGCGCAGUUGCUGGUGCUGGUUCUAUUGCCGCUAUGCUACUAAAAGGUGAACAAUGAUGUGCAUCAACUAACCGGAGGAAAGCAAACCACCGACAUACAAGAAGGUAUAGUUAAACAAAAACAAAAAGGGCGCCCACAUCUCAUCAAUAAAAGCAGCAUCAGGAGCAGCAACAUCAGAAGCAGCAACAACAACAAACAGGUUGCUUUGUUUGCUUCAUAGAUUGUUACCCAAUUUUUAAUUUAACCCGACGACAUGAGCUGAUUCCAGCAGUGGAAUUAGCUCAGCUCAAAAACGCACCAGGAGCAUCAACAGCAACAAAGGAUAAAAUAAAUAGCAAAAAAGGAAAAAAAAAAAGAUAAAAAAUAAACCCCACACAUUUUGUUCCCAUGCCCUUCGGGCUGGCUAUUUGAAUUGACUUGCAGCAUCCCAUACGAUGGCCAAGACUAAGCCACCGCUGAUGUUUCUGCCAGGCCAAAGAGGAAUGUUUGUAAUUAAGUUGCAGUCAAAUGCGAAACAGAGACAAGGAGAGAACAUGAAAAGAAACGUUUCCAUUCAGUGCAACCGACAUUUUUUGUAGCGUAAAUGAAUUUUUGUAUAGCUAAUUGAACAUAAGUUUUUGAAAGAAGCGCCCACUGACUGAGCAACUGAGGGAAGCCAACUAACUAAGGAAUUGCCCAGCAAACCAACUAAGGACAACAAAAAAAAAACAAAGUUCUUUUUUCAAGGUUAGUCAAGAAUGCAACCGGGCUUAUGCCUCUUGUAUGUGUAGUUUUUUUCUUUCUUGGUUUUUGGCCUUGUCAACAAAGUUUUGUGCAAAUGCUGCCAGCAGCAAAAAUUAGGCAAAGUUUUUGUUUUCCUUUUUGGAAGGGGUUUUUAUUUUACACGAUGCUUUGGCCAAUUGUACCUAAAAUGCAAGAGAAAAUAUUGCAAAAUACCAAAAGAAAA
This is a messenger RNA of Drosophila willistoni, 2947 nucleotides long. RefSeq lists its product as uncharacterized. NCBI's taxonomy places the organism in Eukaryota, Metazoa, Arthropoda, Insecta, Diptera, Drosophilidae. The record is from RefSeq and is a predicted model, not a curated record. The transcript is spliced from 9 exons. The coding region runs from base 500 to 2044 and encodes 514 amino acids.